Messenger RNA from Dichotomopilus funicola, 3246 nucleotides. RefSeq names its product fibronectin-binding protein A N-terminus-domain-containing protein. The coding region runs from base 1 to 3246 and encodes 1081 amino acids. Gene Ontology annotation, biological process: rescue of stalled cytosolic ribosome; ribosome-associated ubiquitin-dependent protein catabolic process. The record is from RefSeq and is a predicted model, not a curated record. Gene Ontology annotation, molecular function: ribosomal large subunit binding; tRNA binding. Gene Ontology annotation, cellular component: RQC complex. The transcript is spliced from 2 exons. Lineage: Eukaryota; Fungi; Ascomycota; Sordariomycetes; Sordariales; Chaetomiaceae.
AUGAAACAAAGAUUCUCGUCUUUAGACGUCAAGGUCGUCGCACACGAGCUCGCCGAAGCUCUUGUCUCCUUGCGACUUUCCAACAUCUACGACCUCAACUCUAAGAUCCUCCUCUUGAAGUUUGCGAAACCAAACAACCGACAACAAAUCCUCAUCGAGUCUGGAUUCCGCUGCCACUUGACCGACUUUGCCCGUGCUGCCGCCCCCGCUCCGAGCCCCUUCGUCUCGCGCCUACGCAAGUUCCUCAAGACACGCCGCGUCACGAACGUCUCACAGAUUGGCACCGAUCGAAUCAUCGAGAUUCAGUUCAGCGAUGGCGCUUACCGGCUAUACCUUGAAUUCUUCGCGGGCGGCAAUGUGAUCCUGACGGAUGCCACCCUCAAAAUCCUCGCACUGCUGCGGGUUGUUCCCGAAGGCAAGGGACAGGAGCCGCAGCGGGUUGGGCUAGAUUACUCCUUGAAAGACCGGCAGAAUGUAGGGGGGGUUCCCGCGUUGACGAAAGAGCGUCUUCAAAAUGCGCUCAUGACUGCCUCGGCGCAGGCUACUGGCAGUAAAAGUAAAAAGAAGGGAACAGACGAGUUGAGGCGUGGAAUUGUCACAACACUCACAGAGCUACCUCCGAUCCUGGUUGACCAUGUCUUUCAUACGACCAAGUUCGACUCUACCACCAAGCUGGCAGAAGUAUUAAGGGACCAAUCCUUGCUCGAUGCUUUGUUUCAGUCACUAGAGCAGGCCCGCUCGAUUCUCAACGAAGUGACAAGUUCUCCUACCGUGAAGGGAUACAUUAUCGCAAAACCCAACCCGCGGGCCGCCGAUUUGCCAGCGGGCGGGGAUGAAACGGGGCAAGACCUCAAACCUCGGAAACUUUUGUACGAAGACUUUCAGCCUUUUUUGCCGAAGCAGUUUGAGGAUGAUUCGAGUUAUCAGGUCCUGAGCUUUGAGGGCUACAACCGGACAGUAGAUGAGUUCUUCUCUUCUCUCGAAGGCCAGAAGCUCGAGUCGCGCUUGCAGGAACGAGAGAUGACUGCCAAGCGAAAGCUAGAGGCAGCACGGCGUGAUCAGGCACAGCGGAUCGAAGGGCUUCAGGGGGCGCAAACACUGAAUCUGCGCAAAGCUGCUGCCAUCGAAGCCAACAUCGAACGCGUGCAGGAAGCCAUGGAUGCUGUCAAUGGCCUUCUGGAGCAGGGUAUGGACUGGAUGGACGUCAAUAAACUUGUAGAGCGGGAGCAGAGGCAGCACAACCCAGUUGCGGAGAUUAUCAAACUCCCAUUGAGGCUUCACGAAAGUGUGAUAACACUACUACUGGGCGAGGCGGAAGACGAGGUCGAAGCCGACGAGGAACAAGAUUUUGACUAUGACACUGACGAGGAGGCCGUGGAUGAUGAUGGAGCAGAGAAACCCAAAGGCCCAGAAAACCGGCUUGCCAUCGAUAUCAACCUCAAGCUUACCCCGUGGAACAAUGCUCGAGAAUACUAUGAACAGAAGCGCACGGCUGCCGACAAGGAACAAAAGACAGUCCAACAAUCAGAGAUUGCUCUUCGGAAUGCCGAGCAAAAGAUCACCGAAGAUCUCAAGAAAGGGCUCAAGCAGGAAAAGCCUGUGCUGCAACCCAUUCGGAAGCAGAUGUGGUUCGAGAAGUUUAUCUGGUUCGUCUCGUCGGAUGGCUACCUUGUUUUGGGCGGGCGAGAUGCUCAGCAGAAUGAGAUCCUUUACAAACGGUACCUGAAGAAGGGAGAUGUUUAUGUUCACGCAGACAUGCACGGCGCACCGUCCGUCAUUAUCAAGAAUAACCCGAAGACUCCCGACGCCCCCAUUCCGCCGUCAACGCUUGCACAGGCCGGCAAUUUGGCAGUGUGCUGCUCGAACGCAUGGGACUCGAAAGCAGCCAUGGGCGCGUAUUGGGUGAACGCUGACCAGGUCUCCAAGUCAGCACCCACUGGCGAAUUCCUACCCGUGGGUUCAUUCAUGGUCCGCGGGAAGCGUAAUGUUUUGCCUCCGGCGUUGUUGACGCUAGGGUUUGGCCUGAUGUUCAAAGUCUCGGAGGAGAGCCAAGUUAAACAUGCGAAGCAUAGGUUGUACGAUGUGGGAGACAUCACGGCACCUGUUGCGGCAUCGGCAAGUGGCAGCCUCGAGGCCGAGACUGACGAGCCUCCUAGUAAAGAGAAUGCCCUGAGCGAGAGUGAAGGAGAGGAAAGUGAGGACGAGAGUGAAAAAUCGAAUCCAUUGCAGUCAGGCACGGCCGACGACGAUGAGUCUGUUCAGGGACAAGAUUCCGAGCCGCCGGCUGAGGCGUUAGCGGACCUCCAAGUUGUCGAGAAAGACGACCAUGUUGGACAAGGCCCUCACCCGGAUGCCCAGGGCGAGGCCGAGCCUGAGGAAGAAGCAGGAGAAGACGCAGGCGAAGAAGAGCAGGAAGACGAAGAAGAGCAAUCCAUAUCUACUCGCCCCGACACCCCCUCCACCUCCACCACUUCGCAAUCGCAAAAGAAACACCAUCCCGCCAAGCGCGGCCAGCGCGGCAAAGCCAAAAAGAUCGCGGCCAAAUACCGCCACCAAGACGACGAAGACCGGGCCCUCAUGGAAGAGCUCCUCGGUGUUGCUGCAGGGCGACAAAAGGCCGAAGCCGAGGCGGCCGCCAAAGCCCAGCGCGAAGCCGAAGCCGCCGCCGCCCGGGCGCGCCGUGAGAAAGCCCAGGAGCGCGCCCGCAAGCAAGUUGCCGAACACGAGCAGGCGCGCCAGCGCCUCCUAUUCGACAAGUAUGGCGACGGCGAGGAUGAUAUCACGGCCUUGGCCGAUGCGGCGGCCGAGCUUGGCCCGCUCGGGGCGCUGGUCGGCACGCCCUUACCGGGCGACGAGAUCCUCGAGGUUAUUCCCGUGUGCGCGCCGUGGGGCGCCCUGGGCCGGAUCAAGUACAAGGCCAAGAUCCAACCGGGGCAUAUCAAGAAGGGAAAAGCGGUGAAGGAGAUUGUGGAGCGAUGGAAGUUAGCAAGUGGGAAGAAAGGGGUGGUGGAUGAGAAGUCCGAGGACGGGGAAAAGAUGUGGCCGAGGGAGGUGGCGUUGAUCAAGGGGUUGAAGGUGGAGGAGUCGUUCAAUGUGGUGCCGGUGGGCAAGGUGACGGUGAUGAUGUCGGGAGGACUAGCAGGCAGUGGUAGUGGGGGGGGUGGUGGGAAAGGGGGGGCCAAAGGAGGAGGCGCCGCGGGAGGAGGGCAAAAGGGGGGAAAGGGGAAGGGAGGAAAGAAGAGGUAG